Molecule: messenger RNA, 5259 nt
Organism: Labrus mixtus (cuckoo wrasse)
Lineage: Eukaryota; Metazoa; Chordata; Actinopteri; Labriformes; Labridae
Gene: iqsec3b
Product: IQ motif and Sec7 domain ArfGEF 3b
Exons: 15
Coding region: 6-3401 (1131 amino acids)
Biological process (GO): regulation of ARF protein signal transduction; actin cytoskeleton organization
Molecular function (GO): protein binding; guanyl-nucleotide exchange factor activity
Source: RefSeq, a predicted model, not a curated record
UGAGUAUGAUGAGCUCCAGCCUGCUGGAAAACCCGGUGCAGGCGAUUCUGUACCUGCGAGAGCUCACCACCAUCGUCCAGAACCAGCAGAGUCUCAUCCAGACGCAGCGCUCACGGAUAGAGGAGCUUGACCGGCGGGUGGACGAGCUCAUCGGCGAGAACAGGCACCUGCGGGACGUCAGGAUACAGCAGCAGCAGCAUCCUUACCAUCACCUACAUCACCAUCACCACCUUCCGGACCCCAGCUGUCUUCCUCAUCACCACCCUCCUCAGGAUCCCCAGCUCAAGACGAGUGCGAGUGCGGCGGGGUCUAUGCCGGACCAUGCGGCUGCACCAGCGCAGGUUGAGACGGCUCCGGAGGUCCAGCCGUCUCCUCCUCAACCAAUGGACCCGGGCGACAUGCAGCUUGUCCCGGCCGACCCUUCCACGGUUUCCCCGGUUGAAAGUGACCCAGAAAACGGAGGAAGUUCCCCCAGCUGCCGCUCUCUGGUUCCGAUGACCCCCACAACAACCCUCUGUCGAUCCUUGGCCCUGGCUAGGAAAUCCGAGAGCGAGACUGUGCUGCAUCAAUUCUGCUGCCCCGCCCCUGAACAUCCAGAGGCCGACACCAGCGGCUCAUCUGGCGGACAGAUGCUGAGCCUGGAGGAUGGAACGUCCUCUGGUGGUGGACAGGAGGUGGAGGGGACCAAGAGAGAGGGGCCCAGCGAGUAUGAGAUCAGCCUGGAGAAUAAAAACAAACAGAUAGAGGAUCUGGAGCAGAAGUAUGGAGGCCAUCUCAUAGCACGGCGGGCAGCGCGUCGCAUUCAAACGGCCUUCCGUCAGUACCAGCUCAGCAAAAACUUCCAGAAGAUCCGCAACUCUCUGUCGGAAAGCAAACUGCCCCGUCGGAUCUCCCUGCGCCACCCCAGCCCUUCAGGACGGAACAGGAACGCAGCCCAGAGACACAGUUACAGUCUGCAUCCGGGAGGAGGACAGAUACCCUUACGCUCCAAAACUCCUCCUCCACCUCCCUGUCGCUCCACCUCCCUGCCUCCUUCUCCUGCUUCGGCCCCCACAGCGGGUCCCUCUCCUGCCCCGGGCCCGGCUCCACCUCAAAACCCAGGACAAACACUCACACAGCUUGAGGACUGCUUCUCUGAACAACUUCACUCCUUGGCACAGUCGAUUGAUGAUGCUCUUCGUGGUUGGAGCUUGUCAGAGGGUGGAGAGAGCAAGGGGCUGCUGAUGGAUCCUGGGGCUCUCCGUGCAGCUGCUGAGAGUGCCUGUCUGCCCCGCAGUGCCAGCUCACUGCUCAUGGCCUUUAGGGAUGUCACCGUUCAUAUCGACAGCAAUAGUUCCUACACCAUUUCCUCCGCCACCACCACAACCACCACUUCGCUCGGCAACGCUGGCGGAGGGCAGCCCGGCAGCAGGAAGACUUCUGUGAGCGGGAUGGCCGGUGGAGGAGACAGCCUGUUAGAGGAGCCAGAGUUCCCGGCGCCUCCGCCCAGUGAGGAACUGGAGAUGGCUGAUCUGAGUUCCAGGAGGGGGUCAGCUGUGCCGGCUUCAGGCGGAGGAGGGGGAUUCGAGGGAGAGUUCUGCUCAGACAGGAUGGGCUCUACCUCGACGUGCACCUCUACCUCCACCUCUAUCACCACCUCAGCACAGUCCAACCAGCAGCCUGCUCAGAUCUACACCCAGUACCAGCAGUACCACUACACUCACCCUCAGCAAAUCCCCGGGGGACCCAGCCCCGAGGCCCUGCAGGCCCUGGUCGUGUCUCUGCCGAGGGACCGCUGCCAGGAUCCGGCCUCCUGCAGAUCCCCGACCCUGUCCACGGACACACACCGCAAACGCCUGUACCGCAUAGGACUCAAUCUCUUUAAUGUGAACCCCGAAAGAGGCAUCCACUUCCUGAUCACGCGGGGCUUCGUCCCGGACACGGCCAUCGGAGUAGCUCACUUCCUGCUGCAGAGGAAGGGCCUGAGCAGACAGAUGAUUGGAGAGUUUUUGGGGAACAGCAAGCUGCAAUUCAACAGGGAUGUCCUAGAUUGUGUUGUGGACGAGAUGGAUUUUUCAGGCAUGGAGCUGGACGAAGCCCUGAGAAAGUUCCAGGCUCAUGUUCGUGUACAAGGGGAAGCACAGAAAGUGGAGAGACUCAUCGAAGCCUUUAGCCAGAGGUACUGUAUGUGUAAUCCUGAUGUGGUGCAGCAGUUUCACAACCCGGACACCAUCUUCAUCCUGGCCUUCGCUGUGGUCCUCCUCAACACUGACAUGUACUCGCCCAACAUCAAACCCCAGCGCAAAAUGGGACUCGAUGACUUCAUACGCAACCUUAGGGGUGUUGACGAUGGAGCGGACAUCCCCCGAGAGAUGGUCGCAGGCAUUUACGAAAGGAUCCAACAAAGAGAGCUCCGGUCCAACGAAGACCACGUGACCUAUGUGAGCCGUGUGGAGCAGUCCAUCCUGGGCCUGAAAACCAUCCUCGCCGUGCCCCACAGACGUCUGGUAUGCUGCUGUCGUCUCUUUGAGGUGCCUGAUGCCAACAAGCCUCAUAAACAGAAACUGUCCCAGCUGCAGAGAGAGGUCUUCCUCUUCAACGACCUGCUGCUGAUCCUGAAGCUGUGUCCCAAGAAGAAAAGCUCAGCCUCGUACACCUUCUGUAAAGCUAUGGGUCUUCUGGGAAUGCAGUUUCACCUCUUCAGCAAUGAAUACUAUGCCCAUGGCAUCACCAUGCUAAGCCCGUUUACCUCAGAGAAGAAGCAGCUGGUGAGUUUCUGCUCCCCGAGCGGAGAGGAGCUCAGGAAGUUUGCAGAGGAGCUCCGAGAGGCCAUCACAGAGGUCAACGAGAUGGAGCAGAUACACAUCCAGUGGGAGUUGGAGAGGCAACAAGGCAUCCAGCACGGAAUACACACCAAUGGCGGACAAUUGGACACACACACAGGCUCUCCCUCAGGCCAACAAGAUCCGUACGAUAAAACCGGAAACAACAACACAGUGGAGGUGUCAAUUCACAACAGGCUGCAGACCUAUCAACUGAGCCAGCCCAGUAUUGAGUCCACGCCUUUGGCCCUGGCUGCUCCACCCGCCUUGCUCAGCCCCAUUCAAGCUGGAGAGCUCCGCCCAGAAACACUCAUCCAGUGCCAGCAGAUUGUCAAAGUGAUCGUGGUGGACCAGAGCGGGCGAGGGCGUAUGGAAGCGUUCCUCAGCCAAGGCCCAGCCGCCCAUCAGCUCAUCCAGUCCGCCCUGUCCACGCCUGUGCAUGUCCGAGAGGGGGAUGGCCCCCAGCCCCCCUUGCCACCUCCCCCACCACCUUACAACCACCCCCACCAGUUCUGCCCUCCAGACUCACCCAUGCCCUUCCACCACACCAUGCCUCUCACCCGCAGGCGCAACUCCAGUGGCUCCCGCAGCAUUGUCUGAGUCAGCAGUUUCUUUAUGAACCCCCGGGGGCCAGAGAGGACCCUCACAUACACACAACACAGACAUGCUGUAGCACGAGUUGACUCACUCUGAAAUACAAAUAAAAGCAAAAGAAGUUACGAAGUAUGCAUCACGAAGGAAAAGGAAACAGGUAUCUAUCCAGAGUCCUGACUGAGUGGUGGCAUUUGAACAACAGGAAGUGUUUCCAAGAGACAACUUUUCUUCUUUUCUUUUGUCUCCGACAUGUCACCCAGUAGCCGAUGGUGUUGUCUUUCUAGAUUUCACAUGCUUAACAAAAAUCUGUGACUCUACAUUUUUGAAUUUCACCUUGUCCUUCGAUCAUGUCAGUGAGCCGACUAUAAAGCAGAGGGAGGAUGGCAGCGCUGAAAGGACAAAUGAUGGCGUUACAUAUGACAGAAAAAAACUCUAUUUUUGGUGGGUUUCAGUAGGAGUGAGGAUUCAUCUCAGCAGAGCAUAAAGCUUCUCCUCACUAUCUUUUUAUUCUCAUCUUGGCAUAAUGUGAAAAACAGGAGUACCAGCUUAUGUAUUUCCCUCAUUUUACAGGGAACAGUUAAUAAGUAUGCAUGAAGGAAGAAGGGAAAAAUAUGCUCUGACAUGUCUACCUUGUCAUGUGCAGUGCUGUGUAUUAAGCAAAGACGUUGCUACUCACCAAACAUACCCAAAACCGUAUCCUAACGACAAUCAUAUUUUUCCGUGCUUCAUCGUGUUUUGCUAAACUUGUGUGAGCACAUACCUCCUCGGUAGUGAGUGACUCCCCCUGAUUCUGUGGCGUUUUGGUUCUCAAGGAGCUCAGGAAAGGAUUUCGUAGCUCGUAAUAUGUGCACCUCUUACGUUGUACUGGAAGCAGUGUACUUGUGUAGCAUGUGUUCAUUCUGCUUACUCGUGCAGCAGAGAGUAGGGCUGCUAAUUCAUCCAAAACAAAGGCUAAAAACAGCCAGAUGAAGCCUUUUUUUUUUCUCUCUCUCUUGUACAUUUACUCCUUAAAGGUUUCCCAGUGUUAAUAAUGUUAUAACCUUUGGAUUAAGGGAAUAUAUCUGCCCUGAAAACUCCUAGGUUUAGUAAAAAAAAAAAAGAAGAAAAGAAUGAUAGUAGCUCCACACAGGGUAGACCAACGCCACCUCACAGAAAACAAGUAUUCUAUAUUUUCUUGCACACUUGAAAUGUUAUAAAAAGCAGAGAUGCAUUCCUAUACUGAAUGUUUAUCAGGGUGAAAAACCGAAGCUGUCCAUGAAGUAAUCACUCAUUUCAUCCAUGUGUAGUCUGUCCGGUGUCGAUGUUUUCGAACUCGAGCCAGUUUGUACAGCAGAUCAUAAAUCAUCCAUCGGAGACACACCAAACCAUGUCUUGUACCUUUUGCACCACAGAAUAUAUUGGAUAUAUUGUAAAUAGGUCAAAUAGAUUUAUUCUGACAAAGUAAUUGGUUUGCCCGGUGUGUGUAUCUACGUAUGUAUUUGUACAGAGAAGAUCUAGUUUAAAAGAAAAAAGGAUAUUAUAGUUAUUAUUAUAGUUAUUAUUAAUCACAUUUAAUAUCAGGGGGUGUCCUAAAUCCUACUGCUACAAAGGGACGGGAAACAGGCAGCUUUUAUAGAACACACUCCAGUUACCAUGGUAACACAAACGGAUAUUAUUACAGAUCUGCAUUCAUCGUUUAAUUACCGCGUCAUAUUAUUAUUAUUAUAGGAUUAUUAAGAGAUGGCUGUGUCACCUGUUAUCAGGUGUGUCAAGGGCUAUGCUGUGCUUGGUGAAUAUGCACAGUAAAUCACAGUGCGUGCGCACACACACACACACACACACACACACACACACACACACACACACACACAUAUAUAUAUAUAUA